GUCCCACUGUACCUACAGCCUCUCACCUCACACUACUCUACUCUAUUUCUCCGCUUCGCUUGGAAGGCCUCUAGAUGUUUGAGCAGAAGAAACAACUGCUUGGAUUGUCGUCUGUCGAUGAGUUCUGCUGUGUUUGUCGCUCCUCUAUUUUCUCCCUUACACAGCCUGGCACAAACAUUUAACUGUGAAUACUUCUCGGCUGGCCAAGAAUGCGCGCUAACUUAUUUUUUCCUCCCUUCAGCAAGUGGGAAGAGUUGACGAGAUUUGACGAGGCAGGCAGGAGCCAGGCUUCAGCUGCUCAACUUUGUUUUCAAAAUGUCAGCGUUUAGAGUGAGAGAAAAAAAAAACAACAGGUUGAAUUGCAUGAAGAGGAAAAUGAAUCUGUCAACUGCACAGUUCAAAGGGCUUUUGAAUCCACACCACGUGAGGUCGCCAAAAUGUCGGGACGAUUUCCUUUUGUGAGGGGACUGUAAUGACUUGAUGAAAAAGUUUGUUUUUUUAAUCGUCUGCAUGCAACUGUGCAUUGUUGCUCGACAAGUGACAUGCCAUUAAAUUGAAAACCGAUCUGUUUACAAGGGAUUUUUCUCUGAGCUUCCCCCUGUGAAUUUUUUUAAACUGACUAUACCAGUGAUGUGCUGCACACAGACUUGAAACAUUGCUCAAGAAGUCCUACUGAUUGGACGAAGCGAUGAUUAAAACCACGGCAGACCUUUGCCAACCUCACUGAUGACAAGGACUGCGCAUGACGGUUUCAAUACAUUAAGCUCAAAUUGGCGAUUAAAGAUAAUCUCUAAAAUCCUCUCGACUGGAAACUAACUUUGCUUCAGCUUGCAAGAGUGAACGCUCGUGCCAAUCCUCAUCUUGAGAGUGACACCAGUGUAUGUUCGUCUUUUUCUCCCCUCGGGGAUCUGCUGAUAGACAUGUUUAUGCUCCUGCAUUCUUGGUGACAGCUGCUAUGAUUAAAUCGACGGGUGACUCACCCCCGGACGACAUCUUGUGACUUUAUCCUAUGCAAACGACGCUUGCGUGCGCCUGCGAUAUACACAUACAUAAAAACAACCUCCUUCGGACAGCACGGACUGACAUCUCUCUCACAUUCACAGGCAUCUCGCUGUGAACUUUACACAGAGAGUGAUUUCAACUCUGUAUGGACAUCAUUGAAAAUCUCCACAUUCUACAAACUGGAAUUUUUGGAAGCUGAAAACUUUGUUGGACCAUAAGGUCUUCUUUUUCUGUCUUCAGCUGUGAAGUGUACACAGUUAUUCUACCAGGAUAUGUUUGCAUCGCAAACCGGAUUCGUCGAAUCAUCAGAAAAACUUGUUUGUAGGAUGAGGGUCAGGUCAGUUAGUGGUCAGCUGAGUACAGGAUAAGGACAUCAGAGAAGUGUCUGUUACCUUUCAUGGUUUCACUCAUGUUGAAUGCCGAUGAUUCGAACAAAAUAGUUUCCCUGCAAGAACAGUGAUUGCUACUUUUUUCCAAAAUGGAGGUUGACGAUUUGAGGACCCAGAGAGGGGCAUCAAUCGAACGAGGUGAAUCUUUCGAAGUUGAAGAACAUCAGAGAGUCAAAAUUUCCCGGCUGCUGGGAGGAAAGCCCCGCGGGGAGUAUCAAACUGCCAUUUCCGGUUUUCAUAGCACAUUUUCUGCGUCUGUGCUGGAAGAUGAAGAAGAGGGACAUGAUGGCAGCGACCAAAGUGAAACUGUAGCUGAUGGACUUUGGAACAUGAAUAAAACCAUUUCUGAUACAGAUCUUCGGCUUGGUAUUGAGGUGAAACAAGGUACCUGACAACACCGCAGACGACAGGUUUCAAACCUCUCGAUGGAGCGACACCAGCGAUGUGCUUAUUGACAGCAGGCAGAAGGAAAACUGGUGUGAAACGAACAAUAGUCUAUCUUUUCACCAAUCUUCGAGCAAAGAAACCUGGUUUGGUGAAAAAGAUGUGAAUGGGUUUGAUCAACCAUCUGAAAGUGAUGACUGGUUCAAAGAAAAAGAUGGACACAUGCCAUGGUCGCAUGCCUAUGAUUACGAGACGAAUGUCCAAGAAAGUAAAGGUGACAACUCACUUUCCUGGAAAAUUGGACAUUCGAAGGACGGUGACAGCAUUCCUUCUGAGUCUACUUCUGACAUGUUGGGUGAAUUUUAUCUUCCAUUCGACCCUGAUAGCCUGAGUGCUGCUAGUGAUUCCAUUGCUGCUAAGGCAGGUGUGUUGGAAAUGUCAGGGAAAGGGCCUUCUGUAGAGAGGGGCGAAUCUUUUGAGAUUUCAGAGAGCACCAAAAUCAGGUCACAAGUCUUGAAAGAGGCUGGUGACAUGUCACAUUUCCGGGUGUCAUUUGAUGGCUUCACAUCAGAGCAACAUUCCAAUGACAAUAAUGAGGAAUGGGGAAAUGAUUUGUCAGGGCUUCGAGCCAAUGUUGUGAGCGGAAGUGAUGAUACAGUCCAAACCAAAAACGAAUGGAAUGAUACUACACAGAAUAGAGACACUGCAUUGUGGGAUGUGAGAUGGCACAACGGUGAAGUGGAAGACAGCAGUGUGUUGACUUCUGAGAAUUCAACUCGUCCGGUCACGCUUGAGCACACAGAGCUUCUUUCUACCACAAGCGAAGAUUUGACUCUUCCAGAUGAUUUUGCGGUUGAAGGACAACCUCUUGAAACAUACUUUGAAAAGACUCCAAAUCCUUUUGGAUCCGACAUACAAGGAACAGCAAAUCCGGAAUACGAAUGGAAAGACGAGGAAGACAAGACAGAAAAUUCAGACAAAGUUCUUUUGUCUAAUGACUUUUCGGUCACCAAAGAGCACGAAGCUGACGAAGGUAUGUUGCCUUUUUUUGAAACUAGUUCCAAAGCAUUGUCUUCUUUCUCCUCAUUGGAAAGGACGGACUCGUUGGACACAUCACCCUCCAGAAGUCUCAGCUCUAAACCUUACUUCCAUGCUGGUGCAGGGGGGUUUGAAACAUCAUUUCACGACCCGUUUCUUGACGACGAGAAUCCUGGUGCAAACAGUAAACCAAGAAAUAUUUAUGAAGACAAUAUCCUAGAAUUUAAAGGAGAUGAUUCAUUGGACAUGUUUCUUAAGGAAACAGUUCCAUGCAUUGCAGAAAAAACUAGUAAGCUUAGCAAAGAAGAAAUGGGAUAUAACUCUGUGGAAAAUGAAACAACAAUGGAUGAAGAAAGGGAACAUCGGUUUCAUUCUGAUCAAGCAUCCGCCGAUGAGUAUUCUGACACCCAGAGCACCAGAUUUCAGGAGGAAAUUAAGACCAUAGAAGAUGGUAUAGUCGACAAUAUGAGUUCGUCUGUACCGUACACGAGACUUGAAGAUUUUGAAGACGAUUCGGUGUCAAGGAACUUUCAAGAGCUUGAAACUGUCGUGCCAACCCAAGAAGGCAUCAAUCCACUGGGAUACUCUUUUGAGUUCUUAGACUUGUCACUGCAAAAACCUGUGGUCGACAAAUCAAAUGAUUUCCUUCACGAACAGCGCAAAGAAACAGAAGAACAUUCAGAAGACGAGGAAAUCCAGUCGAUGGAACAUUCUGAAGCUGAUGAUGAGGCUGGCGAAGAAGAGACAACAGAUUUCUUACCCAGGCAUGAGCGCGUGCCAUCGAGCUAUUCCGUAGAAAGGAUGGAGUCUUUCGAAACGACCACACCCGGCCUGAUUCGAUCUUCAAAAAUACCUGGUGGAGGAUUUCAUACUUCAUUCCAUUCCUUGAUGACAGACGAUCAGGAGAAAGGCGCGGGUGGGUCACCAGUGGACCUUCUAGUUAACCUGGAUUCUCAUGCUUCCUCUUCCUACAAGGAUGUUUUCAGGGAUGAACUGAGCAAAAAAGAAAACAUCAAAACAAAUACUAAUGACAGCGAUGGCUGGCCCUCAGCAACAGACUUGCAGGAUGAAACUGUAGAUGUCUCAUAUCAGCCACCAAUAUACAACUUGACUCACUCGAAUGAGAUGAUAAAUGGUGAUGAAACAUCUGCUGCAAUGGAGGCAGACACUGACCUGCUUCUCCUUACCAUGUCUUCUUCAAAAACAGCUUCACCUGCAAUGGCAGUGCACACAGAACUGAAAUCUGACGAAGAUAUAUUUCCUUUUCUUGAAAGUGGUUCCAAAACAUUAUCUUCUUUUCGCUCUUUGGAAAGGAUGGAAACUUUUGACACAUCGCCCCCCAAAACUCUCAAAUAUCAGGCCAAGCAUUACUUUCAUGUUGGUGCUGGGGGGUUUCAAACAUCAUUCCACAACCAGUUUCUUGAGGACGACAAUCUUGAUGAAAACAAACAGCUAGGAGAUAUCGAAGCGAAAAUUGUUGACAAAGAUGACUUGGUACCAGCACAAGAUUUUCAGGUGGUUGCCGAGACAGCUGAACCCUCACAUCAGUCACCUAGCAGCUCAGCUCCAUUGUAUCCUCAGGGAACUAGUGACGAAGAAUUAGUAUUAAUGCCGACAGAGGCAUUUGAUAACCUGAGUUCAGCUAAUACAAAACAUCAUAGAAAUCCAUUUCUUCUCACAGAUUCUUCUGACAGUUUUUUCAGCCUCGCACAAAUGGAGUCCGAACAAGAAAAUUCAGCUCCCUCCAGCGAGUUGUUCAUCCAGGCAAAAGAGCAGUCGAAAGCAGAAGAAAUUUACCAAAUCUUUUCUUCUCCUGAACAAGUCCUUGCAUCUUCGGGGACAGCGCAAACAGACUUGGAGGCGAUAUGGUCAACUUCUGGAAACGAAGAACUCUGUGUUCUUGACGAUCGCUCUCAGCAGCUUGGUCAAGAAGCAAACACCACCGAGAAUUCAUCUAACAAAAUGAUCGAUGACUCACUGCACCCCCUGCAAUAUUCUCUUGGCAAGGAAGAUAAAGAAUAUUAUUUUGCCAGUAUUGGCCACGCCUACAUGGAACUCAGAAAAGACAUUAGCGCCACACCCAAGCCGAACACAAACCCUUUCCUUGAAGAUUACGAUGAGAAAACUGUGAACUAUGCCAACAGUGUCGGAGAGAACACACCAGAAGCUUUCAAUACUACCAAGGAAUUGGAAGACAGAACCUUUAAACAUGAAACAUACGAAGGUGAAGAAACAACAAACUACCUUCAUUCAACAGAAGAAGUUGGCACACUGUCCUUACAAGACAGCUUCAGCGGAAAGCCCAGUUCUCUUGACCUGCGAAGAAGUCUUUUCAAGAACAAAGGACACCUGAGAGGUGCUCCGACUGACGAUUUCCUUCAGAGGAACAGCAAUGAGCCCCAGCUGUCUGACCUCACACAGGAGAAUGAAGCUAAUUCCCUGACACUAAACUUGUCCAGGACCAAUCCAUUCAGAGAAGGUGCUGAUCUUCAUCCACUGGCAGAAGCAGAUACUGAAUCCACGUAUCAGUCAUACGGAUUCCCUCUGGAUGAAUCGCCUGUGAAAGACAUUUAUGAAGGAUUUGAUAGUAUCAAGGAUCAUCCUGAUUUCUUUCCUAGUGAGGAAGCAAAAUCCUCGCACGACUUUGAGAACAAUGCUGGUUGUUCUGAAGAUGAAACGACAGCAUUUGGUGCAUGCAGAAAACUGAGUUUUGAGGAGAGGCUCUCUCUUGAAAAAGAUGAGGCACAGACAGAAAACAUCCUGGUGUCACACCUACUCAUUACACAUGAAAAUGUUACUGGUGCGCAGUCUGAUAAUAUCACGAGCUCCCCAAUCAACCCAUGCUCUGAUGAUGAUGUAGAUGAUGGUGUCGAUAGCAAAGAUGUUGCUGAUUACAACAGUGACCAUGAUACUCAUAACACAAGUGAUGAGGAUGCUGUUGAAGAUGGUGAUGUUACAGUUGUCAAACAGGACAGAUCAUCUAGUUCUUGCACAGACAUUCCAGUGGAAGAAGAUUUUAAUUCCAGCUCUGAUAGGAGAGAGGAGUGGUCUGCUGGCUCCACAUCGGCGGACCAGCAAAGACUGUCACGUGACUCUCAAACAGUGUCUGAAAUGACCAGGAGGUACAGCGUGGACAACUCUCCUUCCAGUUCCUUUGAAUACACCUUUCAAACAAGUGCUGCGCUGAAAGAAGUUGAAUACAACUACAGGCAAUGGUCGCAAGAAAUUCAGCAGGAAACACUUCCUGAGAGUCGACAUGUGGAUGGAACUGAUUUCAUGUCGUCUGAGUGGCUGAACCCAGCUGCUGGCGAUGGCCACUCUUCCUCGGACAAUACAAGAAAAGCUCGAGCCUCACGCGCAGAAUCCAGCGAGGCAACAGACGACUUUGACGAUGACUCUGUCGACGAAAACGAUGCAACUGAAAGUGAGUAUCUGUCAGAAGACCCCAAGACUCCGGAAGUCGAAACACGGGGUUGGGGUGUGAAUACGAAAUCUUUGAGUGACAGGAUCACAGAAUGCGAGGAUGCCUUUAUUUACUCCUCAAUUCCAAAAGAUCAGCAGAAGUAUGAUAACACUGAUGAUGAUUAUUCUGCUUUUGAAAAUGAGAGAGAGGCUGGCAUGACGGAACUGAUGAGUAGUAAACCCGGACUGCAAGCAAACAUUGAUGAAAACCCUUUCUUUGCCAGUGACGAAUUUGUACAAGAGGAUGUACCUGUCAUGACUGGAACACUGGAUGUUCCUUUUCAACCAUCAGACACCAUCUCUCAUUUCAAACAAACUCAUCAAGAUGAGUCAUUCCCACACGAGUUCUCUCCUGCAUCUGAAGUUCACAACAAUGAACCCGAGUUUAUGGAGACAGUGAUGGAAAGGUUCGAGGCUCAAGAAGCAUUAAAUGAUCAAUUGUUUCUUUCACCUCAGGCAAGGUUUGAACCUGAAACAUCUUCAUUGUCAAUAGGAGCUUCUUUUGCCCCGGUGGUCCAGCAGGACCUCAGUCCUUUCACUCCUGUAGACAGUGAAAUCUCAGUCAGCAUGAGUUCUUCAACUGCCCGACAUGUCUCAACAGACACUGAGAUCUCUGGGGAAGACACUGGGGAAAAGAGUAGCAAUCGUGAGGAAACUCAGGAUACAGAUAGCUGUGAGGUCGAAUCUCCUCAGCUCUCCCCCGUGGUCGCAGCGGAAGUCAAGCUUGACGAUACGAACACUUUCUCGGAGGCAGCCUACAUGCAGUUCACUCAAAAACUAGAGUCACUGACCGCGGAAAGGAUUUUUGAUGAGACGGCUACGAAUGAGAAUGGUGAAGCAUCAGUAGCAGGCCUAAGCACGGAGCUACCCCUGGUGGCAAAUGUGCCUCCCAACAGCGCAGCUGACAGCGUGACAGACAGCGAGGCAAGUGGCCUGGCCCGCGACGACAACGAUGACGACGACGGCAAGGAAAAGGGAUAUGACGAGGACGAUGUCUUCGUAGUCUCAACUGGGGUGCAUGGAGACACCUCCAGCGAGGACAGACGGGUGUCUUCUUUGUCUCAUUCCUCACGCUCUACUUCCACUUCCGGGUCACACUCGGGGUCGCGACGGUCGUCCUCGGAUACCGGCCACGCUGAGGUUUGGCUGCCAGAUAGGGAUGAGGAGACUUCAGAACUGCUUUCGUCUAUGAGGGAGGGCAGUCUCGAGAAUUCGCGUGCAGUUGUAGAGGAAGGGUACGACGGGUUUGUCCCGACCGAGGAGAGGGCAAGGUCUCGAGCUCACGCCAGAGCGAGGCCGGAGCUUUUGAGCAGCACGAGCUGGUCUACCUCCGAGCAAGAAGACGACGAGCAGCCGCAAAUGCACGCGCCUAGACAGCGCCGCAGUCUAGGCGUUGAGCUCGAGGCGGUCGUCAACGCGGAUUUGUGGCGAGCUUAUGAGGCUGAUGAUGAUGCUACAUGUUCUGAGCGGGACUUGCCUCUCGCUGCAGGCAGGCUGGUUCAAACCCCACCAGAAAGUGAGGACAUUCACGAGGACGCCCUGUCGCAGGAGAACCACGCCCUCAGUCGACACCAGGCUGAUGACAUUUCAGAUGCCACAGACAAUGACCUGAACCUCCUCUCAAGCUCGUUGGUGUUCCAUCGGAGCCGUUCCUCAACAGAUGACUCCCCUGUUGUCGAGGAUAGUGUGGAGGAAAGUACAAGACUUGUGAACUUUUACUCACCUGCUUACAAAACAGAAACAAUUUCAGAAGACAUCCAGCGAAACAUUGAAGGAAAUCUGCUGGUGACAACACCAGCACAAGACGAACCCAAGAGCGUCCAUGGCUUGAGGCGAGAAGAAGACCUACCUGAAGAAGAUAACAUUUCUUCAAACUCUUCAGAAAGCGAGGACUUAACCAACAAAGUAGAGAAAGAGGAAACAAUCGUGUCUUUUGAAAGCCCUGAUUUCGAAGCUUUUAUACUUCAUCGCACUCAAGAAGUGACUGGCUUUGAAGAGAAGGGGGACGCACCAAGCACCGCUGAAACAUGGGGCAUCACGGAAAACAGUGCCCAGAGGACAGAAAAUUUUAACCGAGCAUUUGAAGAAUCUGAAUUUUAUGAAGCAAAGAUGGCAGCCGAGAAGGAAAGAUCGAUUUUAUUGGAAGAAAAAGACAGGGAGCGUCCAUGGUCUAGUGUUGACGACGAUAUGGCAUUCCUGGAAUCCGGAUAUGAUGAAAAGCGCUCACCCAACACUUUCCUUCACAUCUCAGAAAGAAAGCCAAGUGAUUCAACUUCGACUAGCUCACACCAGACCCUAUCAACCACCGGAACACCUUCCAUAGACGAACUGAGGGGAAGCUUGGGGCAGCUGGACAUUCAGGACCUGAGCAUCUUCACAGAGUCAGAUAGUCGGGUCUGGUCAGACGAGAAAAGUCCCACGAUCGAACGACAAGUAGGGUUGAAAUUGGGAGAUGAGGAGCGACAUCUGGAGCACAACUUCGACAUCAUGGACCGAGCUGAACUUCUGAGUGUAAAUGAGACUUUUGCAGAGCCACCACCUACAAGUGCUGAUGAUCAUGGCCUGGUUACAUCAGAGGCCCGGAUGAUGCUGGAAGCAGGCCGCCGAGAGCCAAAUGUAGGCAGGUACGGACACUUAAAGAAAACUCACGAGGAGUCGUUCGGUGGAACUUUUACAAGCAGCGAGGGAGCCUCCUUUUCGCAGUCGACAGAUUCCUUCACCUUGGUGGCCUUUGAGAAGCUGGCCGCGGCCGAGAUAGAGAGCGCUGCCGAGAGAGGCUUUGCGUCCCUCAACGACAGCGGAUGCCCGAGCAUAUCGUCUCUCGACCUUUCACCUCCACAUCACAUGUCUGGCGACAAACCCGGAUCAAAGUCGUACUCCUUUGCUGAUGAUGUCAUGUACCAACGGGAGCAGACGGUAGAUGACGUGUUUGUGUACGAUCAGCAGGAAAAGGCUGGCGUUGACAGUUUGGAGCCAGAGCACAGAGAUGAACUCGCUGAGCAGGGAGGAACCCUGGGAGAGAAUAACAAUGUCACAGAAGAAAAACUUGCAGAGGAUCGAAAGCCCACCUGGAUGGAAAAAGCUAUCAACAAGGCUCGCGAUGUGUACAGCUCCGUAGAACAAAAAUUAAGGAGAAGAAAAAAAAGGUCUCGAGCUCAAGAUGGAGGGCUGGAUGACACAAAGGACGAGGCUGACCCCGCCAGUUCUUCAGGAUCAGAGGAGGAGGACAGUGCUGACGACAACGAUGAAACGCAUCCUAGCGAUGAGGACAAGUGGGCGUGGCCAAGUGACGGUCAUGAUCAGACAGUGCAACCUCUCCGCGCAGCAGCCUUUGAUGGUGAUGCGGGUGAUGAUGAUAAAGCAGACCUACUUCAAGUUCACAGGGUCACGGCAAGACCGCAGCUACAAAGGGUACCUUCUCUGUCCUCUGAAUCAGAAGUGAACUUGUUCUCAGGCGACAGUCGAGACGAGGAGUAUCCAGACUACAAAGUCGCGUGUCUAAACGAAGCAAGUUCAGACAGUUCUUCAAAAAGCCCUGCAGACUUCGAAGACAGAAGCAAAGAGAAAGAAGGCAAUAACAUUUUUGACCAAGUAAAGUCUGAAGCUAUUUCAACUUUAGACAUGAGAUGGAUGAGUGACGAGCAAGACGAUAAAGAUGGGCGGGAUCGAGAAUACACACCUAAACAGCCAGUUCCUGACCCAGGUCUUGAGCCAGCAAUAAGUCCUCCUCAGUUUAUGGAAGAAACUGUUACUUCUGGUACUGAAGGCAAAGAAGGGCAACCACAAGAUGUCCCACAAGUAAUUCCAGCAGCACUAUCCGAAAAUGAGGAUCACAUAGAGAAUUUCGGGGCUCUCCUGGUCACACAAAGUCUGCAUCAAGCUGUGAAAGAGUUAGAAGCCGCAGGGAAAGUUUUUCCCAAAAAGAGGCUCUCCACUGAGGGAUAUGAAGACGAAGAAGAAGAAACCACAGAAGAUGAACUGAUCGGUGUUCAUGAGGUGGAUGCAGAUGAAGGGCUGGUUGUCGAAGAUGAAAUGGUCAAUGUUCAUGAGACAGUCACAGAAUACGAACCUUUUGUUGAUGAGGAUUCUAUCACGAAGUCAAACUUCGAGAAAAAGACUUUCGAAAAAGAUGAACCAAUAUGGGAGGAAGACAGAGUUGUCACGAAGCCUGAGCAAGUUGUCGAAAAAGAUACUUUCAUCGAAGAUGAAGAGGCCGUCGAGGAAGAGGAAAAUAUCAACGAAGACGAGUCACUAAUCGAGGAAGAUGUGACUGUCGAAAACAACACAGUCAUUGAGAGGAAGAUCGACACAGACAACGAGUCAGUUUCCGAGGAAGAAAAUGUCGGUGCAGAGGAGUUGGCUGCCGCAGAAGAGCUAGAUGACAGAUAUAAACAGGAGACAGAGGAGGAGCAAUCUUCACAGGACGAAGCGGAUUCUGAGAACGAGCCAGUUGUGGAGGAAACCUUGAUCGCCAUGCAAAGAAACCUGCAACACAGCUCUUUGAGAGAAACGCAAGUGAAAACAAACGACUUCACUGAAACGCUCGAUUCUGAGGCUUGGCUAGAGCCGAAAUCGUUCGAAAUAACACAAGAUAAGCAAGUUCCAUCAUCACUACAAGAGGAACACAUCAGGCGAGAUUCUCAUUCUUCCGUCGACAGCGAUUAUGAGAAGUAUUUCCCGCUCACAGACAGGGAAACCAGCCAUGCUGCUUUUUCUUACACUGCUGUGGCAUCUGCCGAAUUGUCUCCCUCUGAUGCCAGGUACGAAAAGGGUUUUAUUGUUGAAGAAGACCAAAAUUCUAAUGUCCAGAGUCCUUUGGGUGAAGAUUGGCAGGAGGUUAAUAAGUUUUGCGAGCUCCAGGAACAAGAAAUCGGCAAACACUCUGCCGAGCUGGACUGGAAGCACGCGCAGCCAUACUCUGCACGUGAUCAGGAGGCGGAGAGUGCCCGGAUGGUGAGCACUGCGCAGAUGACACUAUCCGCGCGAGCUGACACUGUGCCACAGAAUGAUGACAGCUCCACACAGGCAGGCUCCAUUCUGCCAGAGAGCCUCGACAUUUCAACUCAUACUGAAUUUGUGUCGACACCGAGGGCAGGCAGCUCAGCAAAGGCAGGGUCUGCUUUGUCAGAAAGUGAUGACGAUUCCACACCUGCAGGAUACCUUUUCCCAGAGAACGACGACAGCCCCACGAGUGCACCCUUCACUUUGCCACUCACUCCUAAAAUCCCAGAAACGGAAGUUCUUUCUGACUCUCUCACUCCUGACUAUGUGAAGUAUGUUGAGAUCAGACAAGAUGAGGAAACUUCUUCCACCAGCACCAACAGCAGUGACGAUGAAAUCGUACUUCCAGUAAAAUCGCCGCGACUGCUGCUUCAAGCAAACAUUCAGAAUAAAGAUGUUACUUCCUUUGAAAAUGAUAAUCGUGUCUUUGUCAGUAGUGAACAGUCGGACCUUAGUCUUCAAAGAGAGGAUGAGAUUACUGAACAACGGCUGUCUUCAGGACUACAGUGCGGCACCACUUACUUGGGUCAGGAAAUGUUUCAGACAUUACCACAAAGUCAGGACAACAGCACUGAAGAUGAAAUUCUCGAAGAGUCAGAUAGCAAACUUCAAGCUUCAAGUGCCAGUGAAACUGAAAAUCUGAUGUUGGACAACAGAUGUGAAAGCAGACUGUCACUGCACAAGGAUGACUUCUAUCAAAAUGGCGCAUCCUUUGAAUCCGUAGAGAAGGUGGAAGACGAGGACACUAAUGAUACGACAGCUCGGACUAAAUCCUUUGGAGGCGGCGAGGAAAUUAGGGAAGAAUUGCUUUCACCAGACUAUGCCCAAGAAACCUCCGAAUCGUUCAGGAGUCUUCAGCUACGGAUCUCAUCCCCAGUCUGGCAGGUGCAUACCAACGAAGCUCAGUCGCAGGAUUUUUGUACUUCUACACCUCGCACUGAGACGGCCUCUCUCUCUCCUGAGACAUUUUAUUACACAUCAAGGGAAACGAUUCAGGACAGGCAGGUGCAGGAGAACUUUGACUUGUCAGAGUACCCGGAUGUAGACGUUAAGGCCGACGAACGUUCAAGUGAGCUUCAAGAAGGAGAGAUAAAACAUGAUAUAAGUGAUGAAGAUGUGAAAACUGAACGGUCUGUUCAAUAUGAUGAAUCAGGAAGGCAUGACGAGAGCUACAUCGGCGCCGAGAGCUUGAUUCUGUAUGGACAGGACAAGGAGGUGAACAGUCCCGCAGAAAAUGAAGAUGAAAAGCAGUCAGAGAGCUCUUUGCCUCGUGAAGAAUCAACUCAGAACAGGGACAGCGAGAACGAAGAAGUGGUAGCUGACAGAUCAUUUGUGAAUGACGAGAGACAAGCCAAAAACUCGGUUGAGAAUGAAGAAGGGCGGAUACAAAUGUCUGAGAAACCCUCAGCGACUAAUUAUUCAUCGGAACCAGUAGAGUUUUCAUGGCAAUAUGAUGUUUUAACAGGGAAACGAUCGUCAUUUGAGACAAAUGCUGACCUUCUACCCGCUGUCAGCUACGAAACCUCGCUGGGAGCUGCACGGGUGGAAAGUUCCCCAGACGUAGAUGAUGAUCAGAUCGAUGAUGCUGAGUUCCAGGCUCUACCACGACAGCCUCACCAUUACGACAGCAGUCCUGACGACUUGCUUUCAUCGGUGGACGAGGAACCUGAGGGCAAUCUGAGCGAUGACAGUAUUGAUGAAAAAGAAGAACAGUCACAAGCCAGUAGAUGGAGGGUCAGCAGAUAUUCUGAGGAAGAUGCUGCUGUGGGAAAGAUUAGUGGAGACGCAAGCGACACGAGUCGAGAGACUGAAAUUCAGUCGAGAGACUUCUACCAUGAUCACGAUGAAGAAAAUGAAAUGUUUAUGUUGGCUGUUUCUACUGAUCUUGAAACCAAACCACCCGUCAGAGAGGACCACACCCACAAAGUGGAAGUAGAGGCUCAUGAAGCCUCGUUCAACCAAUGGAACGUCACUUCUGUUGGUCCUCAACGGGUGGAUGACUACGACGAGGAAUGUGAAGAGGAAGUCAUGCAAAAACAAACAGCUGUGUCAGAGUUGUCUACUCAGCACGACGAUGAAGCCUACGAGAGAGGUGAAGAUGAAGCAGAGGAAGAGACGAAGAAUAGUGAACGGAAACAGCUUGACCUGGGUGAGGUCACGCCGACAUGGUUCCACGUGAAAGACACCUUUGCGACCUCCUUUGAUUGGGAGAAGCAGGAGCUGAUCGCUGGCGACACGUUCGUGGAUCCUAAGGAUCCCGAUGCAGAAAAUCUUAAAGCUAUUCCAGAAGCUUUGCACAGACAGGAAUUUGAGUCAUCAGUUUCGGGCAUUUCGGAUGAUGAAGAUGAACUGGCUGCAGGUUCGAAACAGCUCGCCGAAUCCGACAGAGAACGAGAAGACAGCGGUAAAGAAGAGGAGAGCCACGAAGACGAGUUUGCCGCAGCAGUGUCGCUUUCUGAAGAAGCAUCGGCGCCGACCGUGGAAGGUCAAGAUCAAGAAUCGAAGGUUCCAGAAACGUGGGUAGAAGCGGAAGCAUCUGACAUGGCCUCGGAUGCUGGUGGGACUCAGCGGACUUCGCAGUUUGCAACUCCAGAGACAGAAGAAGAAAUGGUGAAAUCUUUCAGAGAUGUUACAUACCUGACUCGGACAGACUCGGCAGAAGAUCACAAUGAGGAACUCGUCAGCAUGCCAGCCCCUGAUGACGUCACAAGCAGGCCGGCCAUAGAUGAUGACACGUAUGAUGAGGUCACAAACAUACCAACCGUUGAAGACCAGUCGUCGUUUGACAGCAUAUCUCACAAACCUAAUAUCUCCGAAGAAAGUGAAUCCGGACAACAGGUCACGGAAGGCUCUGAGGGUCAACCCAUUCCAAACGUCACAGAAGACCUUCAGUCUGGUGACAUCACGCACGCGCCAGACAUCGCCGAAGCGGGCAGAGCUGAUGAUGUAAUGUCCGUGGAAAACGGCGAUGAGAGCGAGCUGUUUGCCUCUACCAAACGCAUCGGUGACAGACUGACUUCCUUCACCAAGAUGUUCAAGAUCGCAUUUUCAGAGGAGCGACAGUCCACGGAUAUUCCCGAUGUGAGCGACACACUGAGUAAAGAGCCGUUGGAGCAGACGGCAACCUCCCCCACAAGCGAAUCCACAGAGAAAACACUGGAAUGUGACGAACACAGGCUGGAAGCUGAUCGGGAUGUCCCGUCGGAAGCUUUGUCACUGAAGCUGAAUCAGGUCCCCCAAGAACACAAUAUCCAACUCUCGGGGCACGUUAGAGAUAAUGAGGGUAAUUUCCCAGCACUAGAAGAGGAAAUGCAUGUGAAAGAAAAAUCUGACAUUGAUGAAAAACCCGAUUUCUGCGAGAACCUUGAGAAUUAUGACACUGUUUCUAUUCAGACCCAAGAAAGACAGGACGAAUUCAACAGCAACGCUGAAAGUUGUUCACAAGAGGAAAGGGCAGAAGAAAAUAGAAACUCUUUUGAUGCCGUUGCUUUCACUGGAUUCAUGGACUCUGAAGACACCCAUUCGAAGACAUAUGUUCUUCCAGCUUUACAAAAGGAUGACACGGAAAGCUGGACGUCCUUGCCUCAUGAUAUCAGCCAAACGAUGCCUAAGGAUGAAACAUUUGUAUCCGGUAUUGCUGUCGACUAUAGCGAAGACAACUUCUCAGACACCCGGGAUGUUGCUGUUCGAGAUGAAUUUUCAACUGGGAGUGUAGACGAUGUAAUGAUUUAUCAGACAGACAUGUUGGAGGAGACAUACCCAUCCGACCGCGAAACACGGUUUUCUCCAACGGAUGACGAAAUGCGGGUGAGGGAAAGAGAAUCGUUUGAGGUAAACCUUUAUAUUAUCAGCGAUAAGCAGUCUGAUGAAGGGCAAGAUUCUCUGAGCAGAGAGAUGGUCUUGGGAGACCUUGCCGAGGAAAAGCUUCUUUUAAAACAAGAGAAAGAAAUGUUUGAUGAGAGGCUGUGUUCAGAAGGACAGCUUCAAGAUUCCUCCAACACUGCCAGACAGGAUCAUAUAGCUGUGGACAACGACGAGUUGACAGGUUCAAGUCUGGAAGAUGGUGCUGCGGAGAUGAGACAAAGUGAGAUGAGCAGUCCUCAUCAGUACAUCGAAAGAGGUUUUGACUUUGCCGAAGAUGAGGAUAGCUCUCUGAAGGCGAGUGAGGAACAUGAGAGGAGAAGUAUGGAAGAGGACAGUCCCUGGCAGCAACAGUCUGACUCAGAUUCACAAAUUCUGACAGAAAAGUUGUCCCUAUCUUUACUUCAAGAACAUACUGAGGUGUCUGUGAAGGCAUCUGAUGUUGAAGUGGAAAUCGAACCUCCAGUGUGGAGAACGGAAGCCAGUCAAUCAGAAAGUAGCCUUGCUUGGAAGAAUGAUGUUGAAGAUACUACGAGAAAAAGUAGUCCUAUUUACUCAGAUGAAAGUGAGAGGAAUUCUUUAGACCUUGACAAAGAGCAUGACGACAUUGUCGAUGACUAUGAAGGUUUUACUAAACGGUCGGAAGAUAUUCAGAGAUAUAAAGAUGAACAUGAAGGAACUGAAGAACCGAGUCGACCAGACAAGACUGAACCUGUCGAGAGCAGCAACUUUGAAAAGAGACACCAGGAAGAUGUCGACAGCGAAGUUGAUGAUGAACUCGACGAAGAAAGCGAUCAACAGCUAAAAGACUCGGAGCGGGAGGAGAUCGCCAGCAGAUAUGAGUGGCUUCUAAAAGGAUCCCCAUCAUUUUCUUUAGAACAGGCUGGUGACGAGCGGAAAGAAUACAAUUUCGUGUUUCCAGAAGAUUCCACUGAAUCUGUCAGUUAUUCAAGCACACAGGAAGUCAAAGAGACUUUCUAUAUCCAGCAGCGGUCUGCCUCACUGGAGGCUGAAAGAACUGAAGAAAAGACUGACACAGAUGUCGAGGGUCUGAUGGUUAAUGAUACAGAUGAGAGAUCCGAUGACACAUCUGAGAGGACUGUCGACUAUAGCGGUUCUCAAGAGCUAGAAAUGUUAUCUCGAAAUUUGCCAUGUUCCAAUGAGCAGACAUUCUUAAAUGAAAGGUCAGAAAUGGUGUCGUCAAUGGUCGACGAUGAACAGUCAACAGAGAACCUGCAAAGACAAGAGAGUGUGAACAGUGACUCAGGUCUCUCUGAGCAAGCAGUGACCUUUGUUAGCAGUGAACGCAGAGAGUUUGCUCCGGAGACAGACAGUGAACAGCUUCGUGUUGAAAGGGAAAUAUAUUCCCAGGAGGUUGCACAUUCAUUUAGGACAGAAUUAGAAGAAAUAGUGUCAGAUGUCACUGCCAGCUCGCCUGAGACGAGUUUUAUCCGUACUACUCCUUCGUUCGCCGACGAUAAACAGGAUUCAAAUGAGGAGGAGGAGGAUCUAGAAGACAGGCACAUCACUAAGAGCGACCUUUACCUACAGAACGAUGACGUCCCCGAACGGACUUAUCUUUUCCAGAUGCCAGACAAAUUUGACGACAAAGAAGAUGAAUAUAAUGAAACGCAGUCAGACCGUCGGUCUCCUGAUCUCCAGACAGAGGACAUGGAGAUGCUCAUGCGAGAAGCUUCCAUUCCUCAGAUGAUGGAGGCUCGUUCUGAAUGGGCUGAUUCUAAAAAAUCAUAUUCUAUGAGCUUGGAUAGCCUUGAAUGUGUCGAGCAAGAAGAAGACCAAACGGAAGGCGUUGUCGAUGAUUUAUUCGUCGAUGAUGUUCAAUAUAAAGGAGAAGACCACCCAGGAGACGCUAUCGUCGAUGAGGAAGACUUGCAUUCAGGUCGUGAAGGACCAGCUGAUGACGAGAUGGAUGACUUGACAGAUGACGAAGACAGUUUCGUGAGGUCCCGAGCAGUCGAAAGCGAGUCAGAUAUCACAUUCUAUCCGUGCGGCCAAGAGCUGAGGAUGGUUCAGAAAACAUCGAGCGAACCAGCAUCGGUCUCACUCGCUGCAGAACUGUUAUCUGCCUCUUCCCAGGGUCCCUUGUGCUUCUCUCCAGACGUCGAUAAUGAAAGUGGAACUCGAAUCUUCGGGCAAGAUCAGGUAGAGUCGAGAGAAAGUGGACUGGAAACCGAUCCCUCCACCCGGAGUGACCUUCACAAGAGCCAAGAAUUCUGGGAUUCUUCGUCAAGUGUCAGCAUGGCGACUUCUUCGGUGGACAGUCCAGCUUGGUCAAGCGAACUCAGGGAAAAUGUCCUGAGCUUUUCAGAAGACUCUGGACUGCUCAGACACAAAAUGACUGAGACUAAGUUAGUUGAUGAUAUUUUUGAGGGAAGAUAUGCACAGCUGAAAGAGGAAGUUUUGUUGAAAGACUAUCAUCAGUCAACUGAAAAAGAAAGCAUCUAUGAGGAUGAAAUCGUCCCGGUCAGAGUAGCCUCUCGAGAAAUGUCGCAAAUGGUAGAGGAUCAAAGUCUGUCUCCUGAAGAAGGAUGGGAACCGGAGGUCUCCUAUAAGCCUAGUCGGUCGUCUAGCUGCCUAUCUAAGAGUAGCAGCAUCUCGCACGAUUCUUUUGAAGAGAACGAAGUAUAUCAGAGAGACAAAUAUUCAUCGAAUGAAAUUUAUCAUCAAGAAAGGAGAAAGAGCAUCGACGAAGAAGAAAUCAUUCCAGUCAAACACUCGUCCCGAGAAACGAACUAUACUGCUGAAGAUAAUGAGCUUGUCUCUCGUACAGAGGGAGGCGAAUGUGAAUUAAAGGUAUCUGAGGAUCUGAGUAUGUCUCCAAUCAAUCUUCCUGUUAGUGUGGAAGCUUGGCAGAAGUCGUUUGAAGUCUCGUCCUCCAGUAAUAACAUGACUUAUGUCACGAAGAGUUCCCCCGUCUCCCAGUCACCACCCAGCGAACAGUCAGUCUUCCACCAGGAAUCAGAUAUUCGUCAACCUGCUUCUAGAAGCUCCGAGGCUUACCAGAGGUCGAGUUCUUCUUCCCUCGACGGCUCUCUGACACUAAGCGUGAGCCGUAUGAGUGCACAGUUUCAAGACCAUGGUGACCUUUCACCCAGCCAGACUCUCGUCUUGCCGAUGGUGGAUGCAGGGGCCAGCAGUGAGAGUGUCGUGCGCUUUGUGGCAGAUGACCAAGCAGUCUCGUUUCGACCGUCGGCAGCAGCAGGGUCAGCGCAGGGGACGAUCUGGGCGACCACCUCCAGCCACGACUCGCCAACGCUGAGAAAAGGUCGACAGGUGUCGGACGAUGAGACUACCUGGGAAAAGUUCGAUCAGGAUCACAAGCCCUUGAUCGGUGGCGAGGCCGUGAACGAAGACCCCGCCCUCCUUGACCAGGAGAAUCUUGACCCCAACAGUAUGCCGUUCGAACUCUUUAAGAAGAAGAACAAGACCAAAAGGGCAAAGGACAAGGAAGCCGAGGUCGCAGAAAAUGAGGUCACGGACAUCAUUGCCGAGCCUCUGACCCUUGCUGAGUCAAAGGAAACGUCGGUUCUAGUAGAAGAAAAUGUUGCCAACCAAACUUCUUCUAGCGAUGAGGGACUGACGGAAGUCGGCGAGAUGACGAUGAAGGAAGUUAAGAGCGAACAACUUUACAACGAAAUAUUCGAAUCAGCGGAACCAAAGCUUGACACAGAAAACCUGAUUCAAGAGACCUCCUUGGAAGACUCCCCAGCCGUCCUCCCCACCGAUGAUAUCACUGACCCCGUGACAUCAACGGAAGAAGAGGGCCCCCAGCUCUCCGUUGAAGACGCCAUCAACGCGCAGCCAAACAAGCUCGAGGAUGUCGGGGUCGAUGGAAAGGGUCGAGAACGGGAAAGCCUUCUCCGCGACCACAACCCCGAGGGCUUGGUUUGCUGCACGAUUCUGUAGUGGCCUCCCUUUCUAUGGAAAGUCUGCAUCGCCCUUUGUAGUGACUCCCCCUUGCCCAUUCUUUCCUGUAACGUAUCUUUGGCGCAGUGCCUGAACAGUUUCGAUUAACCACACAAAGAAAAAAAUAUUUUGAAAAGAGAGAAACAGCUGCAUCAUCUGUGUAAAACUCAAACGCCACAAUAUAUCGAAACUUUUUUUUUUUGACAUUCAGGAGGUCUUUGCUUGAACCUGCAAGCGCCGCCUAAGCUGUCAGAACUAGCACGUGACCUGCUGAUGACGGGUCAAAAUGGGGGCCUUUACUCGUGCCUUAACCUCACCUUGCUCUUUUGAGUUUUAAUUGGUGCCUUCUCUUAAUGUCUUGUUCUUGAUUCUGUGAAAACAAGCAAGAUCGUGUAUGCAAUAGACUUAGCAAUAUCACCAACGGUCGUUGGAAGAAGAAUUUUAAUGUAUUUAUAUUUCUAAGGAGUGGCCUUUGAAAAUAAUCAGCAAUCUUUACAAAUGAAUUAUUGAAGUAACAGCAGCCGAAAUAAUACACUGCACCUAGAAAAUAUCGUUUACAUUCGUGCUUGUAUUGUCACAAUUGCGGUUAAGGCUCAUCCCCAAGAUGCCAAAAUUAAUCAGUAUUUCUUUUGUUUUAUCUGUUGAUAAACGUAGCUAGCAAACAUCUUUCAUCGCCAACGUUUUUUUCCUUCACUUCCAGCUCAUGGUCUUUUCUUCGUGGUUCUUUCCACCUUUUUCUUUCUUUUGUUCUGUUCUUUUUUAUUAUUAUUAUUCAUUUCUUUCUUUUCUUUCUUGUGAAUAUUCUUCCUCUCUAGAUUAUUGAACGGGAUUUUGAAAACUGACUUAUAUCUAGCAUCAAACUUUGCAGACAUUUGUUUUUACUUUCAUGUCUGCUAGCCUCAUCACUCUCUGUCCCCUGACUGAACAUAGCAAUGAGGAAUCUCAUUCUUGUACACUGAUGUAGUAUGGUUAGUCUUUAAGCGAUCUGGCAUGGUCAAACCUCUGUAACUUGUAAGUCCUUUUGUAAAAUAUAAGCGAUUUAGCGUGGUUACAUCUUUGUAACUUCAAUAAUCUAGUACGAUUCAAUCUUUGUAGUAUGGUCAAAUAUUUGUAAUUACACUGUAAAGAGUAUUUUUUAAUUCAUUAGAGAUUACUGUCUAGAUGAGAAUAUCGGCAAACAGAAUGGAUCGCGCAUCCAAGACGCCCAGCUGUUGAUUGUACAUUGGUAGCCAUCUUCUUCACUUCUUCAACACAGGGAUGUUCACAUGGUAAUAGUAAGAAGGGUUGGGCAACGGGCCCUUUAAAAGUUGUGGGAGCAAUUCGUUUUUUUAACGUGCUGUUUGACAGCCCCCCGAAAAAAAUCAGAGGACAUGUUCACAUGAUGUAUUGUUGUAGUCUCAUCGUUUUCGCCAUCUGGACUAGCCAAUCGUCUACCAGUGCUAGACAUUUUAUGUUUCGGUGAUCAUGUCCACACUCUGCGUGUCCCCUAAUCUGGAAAGUCGGCUUUGUACUAAACAGUUUCAACGGUCAAACGCUGAAAUGAACGAAAAGGCUCGUUUACAGUUUUACACAGAAGACUGCAUGGUUAGUAAAAGCAUGUGAAAAAGUCUAUUGGUGUUAUAAUAAUGCAGCUGUAGACUAUGCAUUUUUCAUCAGACCCCAUAAUAUUUUAGUAUAGUUGUCAUCAACGCAUGUUUCUCAUGCUUGUAAUUGAGCUUCAUUUUUUUUAAGUCAUGUUGUGGGAUUUUAAGGUGAUGUUAAAACCGGAAAUUUCUGAUUUUGAAAUAUUAACUUUCUCGUUUGAAAUAAUUUAUUUGUCAGAAAAUAUGUCCCAACCAGUUUUUUAAACAGUCAUGAAGUUUUGACAAAAGAGAAGGGAAGGCCUUAGAAAGUUUAUUCCCUCCGACAAACAUUGUUUUAAUUGACUAAAUUUUUUUGUUGUUCUUAUUGCUGGGAUUCGUAUAAAAAAAUCAUAAUUAUGAAGAAUGAUGACUGUGAAAUGGGAUUUUCAGGAACCGAAUUUCAAUUAUGCAGUUGAUAUGUCUGUAAAAAAUAGUACUUUCAAGCAUUUAAUGCUUCACAACUAUUUUUUUAUAAUUUUAUAUAAUGGUUUUCAAAAGAAGACUUUGGCAGUGUGAUUUUUCAAAAUUUUUUUGAAACAGAAUGACUACGAGGUAGUAAGAUACGAAUUAGUUUACCACAAAAUAUUUUUAUCUAGCACUGCCGAAACUGGUCAGAGGGUUUUUGUGCUGCUGAUUAGUGUAUACAAUAUGUAUAGAAUAUGUAUAGAAUAUGGUCCUUGCUACAAAAGCCAUAUGUGGUUCUGACUUCUAUGAAAUAUCUGUUUGAAGUGCUUUUUGAACAGUGGACAGAAGUGCCAAGUCCUCAUCUAUUAGUGCAAUGUGUGUAAGCAUGCUGAGGUGUUUCUAUGCUCUGACCGUGAAAAAUAUCUUCUUGCCUUUGAUAAUGUUACCUGGCUUGGUCCUUAGAUAUGCAUAUUGCAAUAUGGCUGUUGUUCCCCUUUUGUGAUUUGUAGAUAUGAAGACAGAUCUUUAGCUGCCAGAGAGAGGGGAAAAGGUGUUUUCUAAUUCUCUGGCAUCGCCAUAUGAAGUGAAAGGUUUCAAUGAUGAGACAUUGCUCUUUAGAUUUUCACUGCCUCAUUUCAGGAAAUAAUCAAUGUUAAUAAAUUCAUUCAUUUAAACAAUAAACUGACCAAAAAAGUAAUAAUCCUUUAAUUAUAUGCUAAAAAGCCUUUAUAUUAAAUGGAUGUUUACUUUCAAUUAUUCGUAGUUACACAGGCGAGAAUGUAUUUUUCUUGUCAUCUUUUUUGCAUGCUAUACACCAACUUCUGAGUUUUGCUUCCAGUUCAGUGUAGUGAGAAGGAUUUUGUGUAAUAAGGAUGAGAUAUUGUGAUAUUCAUUGGUGUGGCCAGCUAGCCUCUCUUCACAUAUUUUCAAAAAAUAUUUUCCUGUGAACCUGUGAAGCCUUUUGACCUCACCUCUGCAUGAGUCCCCUGCUGGCUUGAGCUUUUGGUGCAGGUGUAGAAAUAAACAGAAAACUUCU
Pomacea canaliculata is the source of this 22127-nucleotide messenger RNA. RefSeq lists its product as uncharacterized. Bases 1998 to 19064 code for a protein of 5688 amino acids. Lineage: Eukaryota; Metazoa; Mollusca; Gastropoda; Architaenioglossa; Ampullariidae. The transcript has 5 exons. The record is from RefSeq and is a predicted model, not a curated record.